This is a messenger RNA of Cinara cedri, 550 nucleotides long. NCBI's taxonomy places the organism in Eukaryota, Metazoa, Arthropoda, Insecta, Hemiptera, Aphididae. The record is from the annotation of a GenBank genome assembly.
AUGGCCAUAGAAUGGAGUGCUGCUUACUGGCCGGCAGCGGUUAUUCAGGUGUCCGUGGCCGUCGCGGCCGUCACUGUUCUGCUGGGCUACGCGUAUUCGACGUACCACUACGGCAAGUGGAAUCGUCUCGGGGUGCCGCACGCCGAUAGGCCGACACCGUUGCUCGGUCACCUGGCCGACACCAUCAUGGGCCGCAUGGCACUCAUCAAUCUGGUGCACGCGUUUUACGGCCAGUUCGACGGGUGCCGGUAUUUCGGGAUUUACGAGGCGCGCAAGCCUUUGCUGGUGCUCCGCGACCCCGAGCUGGUGCACAGCACAUUGGUCGGGGACUUUACACAUUUUUACGACCGAAACGCAAAUAAGGUGUCGUUUAAGCACGACAAGCUGUUCGAUCACCUGGCGAACCUACGGGGCGAACAGUGGAAAGCGGUCAGAGCUAAACUCAGCCCCACGUUCUCGUCCGCCAAGCUCAAGUCCAUGGUAGGCGAUAUGAACGAGUGCACGGAACGGCUAAUUGAAAACCUUAACGGGCAGAUAACGAGAAAUAUCG